ACUGCAUUACUGGUUUUAAUGAGCAGGGGAGAAUAUAAACGACUGCCACACCGAAAUAGAACAGAGAAGCGUGAGGAAUUUACGCGAAGUGUGUGAACACUUGAUAUUGCAGAAUUCGUUCAAUUCCGGAUUAUUCUGUUUUCGACAAAACUUGAUUAAUUUUGGUUGGCUUUUAUUUUAAUGCUGAUAUAUACUCGCCUUCACAAGUGGCGUUGCUAAGUUCUGUAAGAUGGGCAAGAAUGAUCAGUCACCUAAAGCUGGGAAAAUCGAAAAAACGAUGCUAACGUCAAAACCUAUAAAUUGUUUAAGGACACUGCCAACAGUAGUCAGUUUAUUGCUAUCAGUCGUUUCUGUUGUGUUUUGCCUGUUUCUCAAUGUUAAAACUGCGAGAUUGCAAGAUAGAGUAAAGCUGUUGGAAAAUCAAAAAGGAAGAUUUUCGUUGCAAGCAGUGCGGGAGAUUUUAUGGGACGAUGCAAAUUUACUGCCCUUACUACAGAAAAGAAUCGACGAACUUCAAGAGGAAUUGACUGAUGGAGUUGCAAAAAUUAGAACAGUUAGAGAAGCUACAUCUGAAUGUCUUUGUCCACCUGGCCCACCAGGAAAACGUGGCAAACCAGGAAGAAGAGGAGUCAAUGGAAUCUCCGGGCCUCCAGGAAGAGAUGGUUAUCCGGGCCCACUUGGAUUGGAUGGAAAGCCAGGCCAACCUGGACCAAAAGGAGAAAAGGGUAGUCAAGGCAAUCCUGGACCAUCAGGUCUUGCUGGUCCUGUAGGUCCAAUAGGAUCCCGAGGAGACCCAGGAAAAGAAGGUGCCCAAGGACCUCCAGGUGCAACUGGAGAAAAAGGCAUUGCAGGUGCUCCGGGAUUACAAGGGUCAAUGGGAUUAAAGGGUGAACCUGGCGAGAAAGGUGAAAAGGGACGCUCGGGAUUGGAUGGUCAAAAAGGUGAACCAGGAACAACAGAGAUAAUAGACUACGACGGAAAAAUUCAACAGGCUCUACAGGGUAUAAUUGGGCCUAAAGGAGAAUCAGGAAUCCCAGGAGUCCCAGGAAUUCCAGGACAGAAAGGUGAAAAAGGAGACAUUGGGUCCUCUGGUCCACCUGGUGAACCAGGAUUGAAUGGUAAUAAAGGUGAAAAGGGUGAUGGCAGUAGAAAAGGUGAUAGAGGUUUUCCUGGCAUACAGGGAAAUCCUGGUUCCAUGGGUCCUGCAGGUCUACCUGGUCAAAAAGGAGAAAAGGGAAAACCUGGUGAAUCGGGAUUAGAUGGUUUCCCAGGACUGAGGGGGCUGAAGGGAGACAGAGGUGAAAAAGGAGUCAAGGGCGAGAGAAGUUAUCCAGGUAAAAAAGGAAGCAAGGGGCAAAAGGGAGAACAAGGACCUCCUGGGUUAGAUCAGCCGUGUCCAGUGGGCCCAGAUGGCCUUCCGAUUCCAGGAUGUUGGCAUAAGUGAUUACUAAUCAACAAGCAAGGAGAAUGUAGAUAAUGAUAUAUUUUGUGCUUCAACACAUUGUAAAGAAACUCCACUGUUAAUAUAUUAAGUCUUGCAUAUCUGACGAGAAUGGAAGUGUGUGGAACAAAAUAUUAUUCUUGAAUUUAGACCAAAAAUCUGGAUUUAAAAAUAGCUAAAGCAUCAGCUAUGGAACUGAAUUAUGCUGAUAGCUACACUGCCAUUGCAUGUUACCUGAGAUGUAACCUUGUCAUUAACCUAUAAAUGAUUUUAUACAUGGUCUGACUCAUUUUCUUUUGAGUUGUAUAUUAUUCCAAUGAACCUCAAACAUUUAUCCAUUUUAAUCAAAUGGGGAGGAAAGCAAUGUAAUUCACCUCCAAGCUGAGAAGAAAACUGCACAAUCCCAUUUGUGAAGCUGGCUGUUUUGUAGAAGAGCAAAGUAAUAAACUGUUACUGGUCAUUUCAAAAAG
Molecule: messenger RNA, 1911 nt
Organism: Chiloscyllium plagiosum (whitespotted bambooshark)
Lineage: Eukaryota; Metazoa; Chordata; Chondrichthyes; Orectolobiformes; Hemiscylliidae
Source: RefSeq, a predicted model, not a curated record